Molecule: messenger RNA, 2435 nt
Organism: Aethina tumida (small hive beetle)
Lineage: Eukaryota; Metazoa; Arthropoda; Insecta; Coleoptera; Nitidulidae
Gene: twisted
Product: protein O-mannosyl-transferase 2
Biological process (GO): protein O-linked glycosylation via mannose
Cellular component (GO): endoplasmic reticulum; membrane
Molecular function (GO): dolichyl-phosphate-mannose-protein mannosyltransferase activity
Source: RefSeq, a predicted model, not a curated record
UUUUGAGUCCUUAAACAUAGAAAAAUACUUAGUAUGGUGCCUAGAAUUCAUCCCCAGGUUAAUCUUUAUUACCCAAAGGUUACUAAUUUAUACCUGAGGGUUUCUAAAUCAGCUGAUUCCACGUAUCUGCCAAAGAAUUCAAAAGUACCGUUAUCGAAUUCUUUGCCAGUUGGUUUCUUGAUAUGAAACAAUUAUUCGUGUCAAGUGUAUUUUUAAAAGAUUGAUACCAUGGAAAAACGGAAUUGGUGGUAUUUGUUUUCAGUGAUUCUCUUUUUAACCAUUUUAACUCGAUUUUAUAAAGUCACUGAACCUGACCAUGUGUGUUGGGAUGAAACUCACUUUGGUAAAAUGGGUAGUUGGUACAUAAAUAGAACAUUCUUCUUUGAUGUGCACCCUCCUUUAGGAAAGAUGUUGAUAGGACUUUCUGGCUACCUCACAGGCUAUGAUGGCAAAUUUGCAUUUGAUAAACCUGGUGACAAGUAUGAAAACACAAGUUAUAUAGGAAUGAGAUUAUUCUGUACAACUUUGGGAGCCACAUUGGUGCCUAUGACAUUUUUAACAGUCGAUGAACUAACACAAUCUUCCAUAUCAGCUGUUUUUGCCUCUUUAUUAAUAUUAUUUGAUGUGGGACUCAUAACUUUGACACAAUAUAUCCUGCUUGAUCCUAUCCUUUUGUGCUUCAUGAUGGCAUCAGUUCUGGGUGGUGUGAAAGUGUCUUCACCUAGAAUUAAAGAGUUUUCACUGUUAUGGUGGAGUUGGUUGAUAUUUACUGGCACAAUGUUGGCCUGUUGCAUUUCUGUCAAGUUUGUUGGAUUGUUUGUUGUUUUGUUUGUUGGAUUUAUGACCAUUUCUGAUUUAUGGAUAAUAUUGGGUGACAUGACAAGACCUGUAAUGGAUACAGUAAAACAUUUGUUUGCUAGAGGCAUUUGUUUGAUUAUCUGGCCCAUAAUUCUGUAUUGUGUGUUCUUUUAUAUUCACUUGAAAGUUCUCAACAGGAGUGGAAAUGGGGAUGGUUUCUAUAGUUCUGCCUUUCAAUCACAGUUGAUUGGGAACAGUUUGCAUAAUGCCAGUAUGCCUAGGCAGGUGGCUUAUGGAGCAGUAGUGACCAUUAAAAAUCACAGAACUGGUGGAGGCUAUUUGCACUCCCACUACCAUCUUUAUCCAGAGGGAAUUGGAGCCAGACAACAACAGAUUACCACAUAUACUCAUAAGGAUGACAACAACAAAUGGCUAAUUAAGAGGUACAACACAGACGAUAAUAGUGGUGUGCACAUUGUGAAAAGUGGUGAUCUGGUUAGAUUGGAACAUGUAGCCACAAAGAGGAAUUUACAUUCUCAUAAGGAACAUGCUCCUAUUACUAAGAAACAUUAUCAAGUUACAGGGUAUGGUGAAAAUGGAACUGGCGAUGCAAACGAUGUGUGGAGAGUUACUAUAUUAGGUGCAAAAGAUGGCACAGAGCUUACAGCAGUAACUAGCAAAUUAAAAUUCGUCCACUACCUACAAUCUUGCAUUUUGACAACAAGUGGCAAGCAACUACCUAAAUGGGCUUAUGAACAGCAAGAAGUCUCUUGUAAUCCCAAUCUGCGCGACACCAAUGGUUUGUGGAACGUUGAGGAAAAUAUUUUUGAGAAACUUGCGAAUGUAAGUUUUGAGGUGUAUGCUCCAAGUUUCUUAGAAAGAUUUAUCGAGUCUCACGCCGUUAUGUUGCAAGGAAACUCAGGUUUAAAACCAAAGGAAGGUGAAAUUACAUCUAGACCAUGGCAAUGGCCAAUUAACUACAGGGGGCAAUUUUUCUCGGGAUCCAGUUACAGAAUAUACCUUCUGGGUAAUCCUAUAAUUUGGUGGGGCAAUUUAAUUUUUAUUGUCGUGUUUUUGGCUAUUUUCACAAAUAAUGCUGUGAAACAGCAAAGGGGAUACAUUGAAUCUUUUGCGGUAUGUAAUUUACAGAAUAAAAAACGAUCUUAUUUAACCCUAUUUGUUUCAGAUUCGCACAAGAAUAAACUGGUGGCUUGUGCGUGGCUAUUUCUGGGAUGGAUGUUGCAUUAUGUACCAUUCUGGGCGAUGGGGCGUGUUUUAUAUUUUCAUCAUUAUUUUCCUGCUCUGCUCUUUAGCUCAAUGAUCACCGGUAUAAUCAUUGAUUAUCUUCUCGAAGAAAUUCCCAAGUUGUUUCCAGAUCAUCUUGCCCACACUGUAUAUCAAUUUACAUUAGGUUUAAUUUUGUCGACAAUUCUUUAUAGUUUUUAUCUAUUUGCGCCUUUGACUUACGGAAUGAACGGCCCGACUGCAAAUGAAGUUAACUCGACGAUGCACGGUCUCAAGUGGAUGGAAUCGUGGGAAUUCUAAAAAUAUUUUAACAUUGUAAAUAAUGUGAUCUUAUUAAAGUAUUAUAUAUUUUUGUAACUGAAUAUUUUUUAUAAAUAUAUAUUUUUUAUUUA